This is a messenger RNA of Eutrema salsugineum, 3375 nucleotides long. RefSeq names its product pentatricopeptide repeat-containing protein At4g19440, chloroplastic. The record is from RefSeq and is a predicted model, not a curated record. Gene Ontology annotation, molecular function: protein binding. The coding region runs from base 77 to 2590 and encodes 837 amino acids. The transcript has 4 exons. NCBI's taxonomy places the organism in Eukaryota, Viridiplantae, Streptophyta, Magnoliopsida, Brassicales, Brassicaceae.
CCGUCUCUCGCUCUCUCUCUCCUCUCUCUCAUGGCGUGGCUCAAUAGCAUCUUCAAUUCUUCUUCAACAUUGAUCAAUGGCGGCUCUUCUGUAUUUCCCUAAAAUCUCUUCAGAAGUGACCUCCUCACAUUUCCUCUCUCUCUCACCCAUGGAUUUGAGGAAGCUCUCUCGCACAAGCUACUUAUUCACGCGCCGCUUGAAAUCCAUAGCAUACCCUCGAAAAAGCUUCCACACAACCUUACACCUGCAACAGCUGGAGAAAUCGGAAGAGGCUUCCUCUUCUGAUCGGCAUUUGCGCGAACGGUUAUCUGCGGCUUUGUCUAGACGAUCUCUAGAUUAUGAGCAGUGUAAACAGCUCAUAGCUACUUUAUCUCCUCACGAAUUCGAUAGGUUGUUUCCUGACUUCCGAUCCAAAGUUAAUCCCAAGACGGCUUUGGAUUUUUUCCGCUUAGCGUCUGAUUCAUUUAGCUUCUCCUUUAGCCUCCGUUCUUAUUGUUUGUUGAUAGGUUUAUUGCUUGAUGCGAGCCUGUUAUCUCCUGCUAGGCUAGUUCUAAUUCGUUUGAUCAAUGGGAACGUUCCGGUUUUGCCUUCUGCUAAUGAUUCGAGAGACGGUCGAGUAGCGAUUGCAGAUGCAAUGGCGAGUUUGAGUUUGUGUUUUGAUCCAGAAAUCAGGAUGAGAAUCUCUGAUUUGUUGAUUGAAGUUUAUUGUACACAGUUCAAGCGUGCUGGUUGUUAUCUAGCUCUUGACAUAUUUCCUCUUCUUGCAAACAAGGGUUUGUUUCCUUCUAGGACGACUUGCAACAUUUUGCUGACUUCUCUAGUGAGAGCCAACGAGUUUCAGAAGUGUUGUGAAGCUUUCGAAGCUGUUUGCAAAGGGGUUUCUCCUGAUGUUUACUUGUUCACUACAGUGAUUAAUGCGUAUUGCAAGAGAGGUAAAGUCGGGGAGGCCAUUGAGUUGUUCUCGAAAAUGGAGGAAGCUGGUGUGGCGCCAAAUGUUGUUACUUAUAACACUGUGAUUGAUGGGCUGGGGAUGAGCGGAAGGUAUGAUGAGGCAUUUAUGUUUAAAGAAAAGAUGGUAGAAAGAGGUGUGGAACCAACUCUUAUCACGUAUAGUAUUCUUGUCAAGGGUUUGAUCAAGGCUAAGAGGAUUGGUGAUGCUUAUUAUGUCGUGAAAGAAAUGACAGAGAAAGGGUUUCCUCCUAAUGUUAUUGUAUAUAAUAAUUUGAUUGAUGGUUUAAUCGAGGCUGGAAGUUUGAACAAAGCUAUUGAGAUAAAGGAUGACAUGGUUUCAAAAGGGUUGUCUCUCACAUCGCCGACAUAUAAUACUCUCAUAAAGGGAUACUGCAAGAGCGGUCAAGCUGAUAUUGCAGAGCGUCUCCUGAAGGAAAUGCUGUCGAAGGGUUCAACUGUAAAUCAGGGCUCCUUUACAUCUGUAAUUUGCUUGUUGUGCGGUCAUCAUAUGUUUGACUCAGCACUUCGUUUUGUUGGAGAGAUGCUACUGCGUAACAUGAGCCCUGGAGGUGGAGUACUUACUAUGUUGAUUUCUGGUCUCUGUAAGCAUGGGAAACACUCAGAAGCAGUAGAACUUUGGUUUAAAUUUCUGAGUAAAGGUUUUGUAGUAGACACAAAGACUUCGAAUGCUUUGCUUCAUGGACUCUGUGAAGCAGGGAAGCUGGAGGAGGCUCUUAGGAUUCAAAAAGAGAUAUUAAGGCGUGAUUUUGUAAUGGAUAAUGUUUCUUAUAACACAUUGAUUUCUGGAUGUUUCAGAAAGAGGAAAUUGGAAGAAGCUUUUGGGUUCAUGGAUGAAAUGGUUAAGAGAGGACUUAAGCCUGACAAUUAUACUUACAGCAUAUUGAUCCGCGGGCUGUUUAAUAUGAAUAAAGUUGAGGAAGCCAUACGAUUUUGGGGUGAUUGUAAACAGAAUGGUAUGCUUCCAGAUGUUUGUACAUAUUCAGUGAUGAUAGAUGGGUGUUGUAAAGCUGAAAGAGCAGAAGAGGGUCAGAAAUUGUUUGAUGAGAUGAUAAGAAAUAACGUGCAGCCAAAUGUUGUUGUUUACAAUCAUCUAAUCGGAGCAUACUGUAGAAGCGGGAGGCUAUCAAUGGCCUUGGAACUCCGUCAAGAUAUGAAACACAAAGGAAUUUCACCUAAUUGUGGUACAUAUACUUCACUAAUAAAGGGGAUGUCGAUCGUUAGCCUUGUUGAGGAGGCAAAACUUCUCCUCGAGGAGAUGAGGGAAGAGGGUUUGGAACCGAAUGUCUUUCAUUAUACAGCACUUAUUGAUGGAUACGGGAAAUUGGGUCAGAUGGCCAAAGUUGAAUGUCUUUUGCAUGAGAUGCAUUCGAAGAACAUACUCCCAAACAAGAUUACGUAUACAGUGAUGAUUAGUGGGUAUGCUAGAGAUGGGAAUGUAACAGAAGCUUCAAGGCUUCUAAAUGAGAUGAGGGAAAAAGGAUUUGUUCCAGAUUCGAUCACAUACAAAGAAUUUAUAUAUGGAUAUCUUAAGCAGGGAGGUGUUUUGCAAGCUUUUGAAGGCUCUGAUGAAGAACAUUAUGCAGCAAUCAUUGAAGGAUGGAAAAAACUCAUACAGUAGCUGAUGAAUAAGUGUAAGAAAAGUUGGAAAAUUGAGAACCAGUGGUGUUCUCAGUUUUGAUGGUCCUAUGCAUGUCCGGGAUCUGCAUCUUCUACUUAGGGGAACACAUUAGUAUGGAGUCACUUGGUAAAUGCAUAUGGUCGAUUGCAUCUUACAAGUAGUUUAAUUUGUUCUACUUGAUGCUCCGGCCACACUAAAUUUAGCAGCUUUGACCUGCUUCAGAGAAAAGUCGUUUCUUUUGGCAUCAUAGGCUUGUAGGGUCUAUGAUUACAAGUCCCACACUAUUGGUGCUCCUCAGGUUUAAGAAUCGAGUGCCACAGAAUCAAAUCCAUGUUGCAAGAUUCUGGAUCAAAGCAGGCCCUUCAGACAGCAGUCCUGAGAAGACUAUAUACAGAUUCAAUGAAAUGUAAAACUUAAUGGACAGUCACUUAAAAGCUGAAACAUGGACGUUAAUGGCAGCUAUUCAACUUCUCAUAGCAUAAGCACGAGACUGGGCCAAAUGGCUUCUCUUUUGCAGGUCACACAUACAUAGAGAUUCAGCCAGCUAAUCAUCGGAGUAGUUUAGAACUAAUUGUAGCCUGACACGUCGCCGGGAAAAGUUUCUCAAGAUGUGCAGAAUUUUUGCCCACGGAACAAAUUCAACAAACCGUAUACUACAAAGACUUUCAGCGGGGUCAUUGCUGUUUCUUUUUUCUUGUAUACAAUUGUUUAUUCAUUUUUUUCCUCUUACAGAAAUGAAAAAAAUAUUAUUUUCGAUGUACAUAAAAUAGCAGAAAGGAAACAAG